CCGUGGGGGUGGCAUUCGCCGCGCCCCUGCUUGGAGACGAGGAGGCUGGCAAAUUUCACCAAAACAAACCAGUGAGCAUGGACACUAAGUAGCUUUUAGAGAUCCAUCGUUCUUCUCUUUUCCCUUUACAUCAUUCAUCGAUAGAGAUUUAGCCAACAUGAGUCCCGGACUCGGACACGAUCCUCUUCCUUCGUACAAUAUCACUGCAUUAGGUAACACGGCACUAUGUUUGUGGCAGCAACCGCAACACAUACUGUUUCAGUUGGCGAAUUUUUGCUUCGCGUUAUCGUAUUCGGCACCAUCGUCGAGAAAAGGAAUAUUAUUUAUGCAUUCGGUCCUAAUAAUUGGAUUUAUGUUGCUAUCUGGUUGGGCAUGGCAUGUGAUUUGUGCACCGGAUAUCUUCUCUUGGAACUUUAGUUUCCUCAUACUGAACAUCGGCCAGUUAGUCUACAUCGUCUAUCAAAUGAGACCAGUUCGAUUCGACCCUGAACUAGAGGAAGCUUACCACACCCUUUUCUACCCUUUCAAAGUAUCGCGUCUGCAGUUUAAAAGGCUGGUAUCGCCGGAGUUCGCCUCGAUAAUGUCACUGCACGCUGGCGAGGCGUACGCGAUGCAAAACUUGACGCGGACCGACAGACUAGGAUUGUUGCUUAGCGGCAAGGUGAACGUUCUUAGCGAUUCGAAUUUCCUGCACCCCAUCUUACCUUGCGAGUUUCUAGACUCGCCGGAAUUCGAGAGUUCUCGCGCCUCCGUUGACGAUAAGUUCAAGGUGUCGAUUGUCGCUGCAAGCUCGUGCAGAUAUUUGUUCUGGCAAAGAUCCGCGCUGGAAUACCUCCUUGUCAAAGAGGCAUACCUCGCAACAGUUUUAACGACGCUGGUCGCGAGAGACAUCGCCACAAAACUGUACGCUAUGAACAAUAAGAUUGUUACAGACAAAGGGUCGCAUUUGGAUAUAAGACUCCCAACUAUCAGCGCGGGUCUGUCAGUAGGCGGCGAGUACAGAAGUCCAAGAGCAUCAAGGCAAGCGCUGAUUCGUCGGAAGGAGACUUCAUUACCAAGCGACAAUGGUGUUUCUAUGAAAGACCGGCAAGUAAACAAUCUGUCGAAGAAAGGCGCGCCGAACAUGGAACCACUUCCGGAAAUGCCAUCGUGCGAUGAUUUGGCAUCGAGCGGUGUCGAAAGUUGGCUGGAUUCCUCCAGCAAGUACCACAGCUGCGAGAUCGUCGACGAUGAUUAGCAGGACGCCUCCUUAACGCCGGACACGUUCUACGAGGGAGACAGCGAAUAGUGUCCGCGUUAAGGAUGAUACACAUUAAGAGAAGAAGACUGCAAUUUUUCAAUUGAACAUUGAAGACCGUUGGGUCUGCGUAAAAACUUCAGGUUCAAAUUUCUCAAACGUUAUAUUCGACACUGUUACGUAAGGCUGAUAAAACGGGAGCAGCGGAUCGCUGCGAAUGAACGGGACACUCGGUGUCUUCGUUUGGUAGUUCGUUUAUAACUCGUUCAAUACGUUUUGGAAAGACAUCGCAAACUGUGUUUUAGCCCAAGGGACCGUUUUGAUAAGAAAGAUAAAACACGUUGAUUUCAAGUGUAAUUAAUAAAACGUUUUUAAAAUGUGCGUUAACCCUCCGUCGAUGUCCGCUUACGUUUUACAAUGCUUCCGCUUUUUUAUGUUAGCAAUGGCCUUCGAAACGAGUUAACAGUGUUUUAUAUAAUAGGAAAAGUAGCAUCGCGUUAAAAGAUUGUUCGAUUCAUAAGUGUCAAUUAAUAAGUGUUAGCACAGUGUUCGUUGAAGAUAAUUAAAUGUGAGAAGGAAGUUAGAAAAUGGUGAGAGUCGCAGUUAUCUCGACGAAGGGUUAAACAAACUGAACGGUUGAUUUUGGAAAUGAAGUGUACAAAGAACGUAGACAAUUUAAUUUGAGUACAUAUAAAACCAAUAGGAAAUAGGGAUACAUCAUUUUGAGGGAAUUACUUGAAAUACAAUAUUAGGAAUUGUUAUAUGCGAUAGGAGACACCUAUUUUGUGUUAAAGAGACGUAGAUAGAUAAAUACACUUAUUAGCUGUGAAGAAAUCCAAACGCCUAAAGAAACAGGAACACCAACGGCGAGCGGAGAGUAAGGAGAAUCAGACAGUGUUGAUCAGACACAGUUCUCAAGAAGCGCUUCGCACGAUUAACGGCGCUUGAAAACCUCAGGUGUAGUGUUCAGAAAUAAUUCGAAACGCGUUUUCACGCAAUUUUCAGAGAAACAUGCGAAGUGAUUUCACUUCGUCCCACAAGCGAGCUUUCGAGGAGUGUUCUGGCAAAUCCCGAUUGCAAUUUUAGGAAUUAAUACAUAUACAUACAUGUAUAUUGCGCUAUUUAUGACUGUUGUCAUUAAUCAAUAGUAUUAUCAAUUGUAUUACUCGUGUCGCUGAGUUUAAGCAGCAGAAAACUGUUGGACUGCGACAGUUCCAGGCGUCAGUUGCGGGGAAGCUUAUGCAACAAUCUUACCCGAAGACAGCAAAACUUUAAUUGCUACACAACAAGGGAUGAAUCUCUAAAACUGUUCCUUAGACAAGUGCACCAAUUAUUUUAUAAAUACGAUUUUAUACUUUAGAAGCUUUUCUAGCUCCCUUUAACGAACGUUUAAUUUUGUCUAUAGUAUAUGUAUUAUACAUGUAUAUGUUAUAUACGGUGGAUAUUUUUUUAUAGGAAGCCACGUUGAUACGUUCGUGAAACUCGCGUGGAUACUUACCGUUUAUAAUAGCAAUCUUAAUGUAUAAUCGUACAUAUUGCACUCAUACGCAUAUAAACACACGUAUAGGGGACGAUAACUUGUUGAUAAAAAAACUGUUCCGAUUGAACAUUAAACGAUUACGUAUGUAAUAUAUAUAUAUAUGUGUAUGUCUCUACGGGGAUUGUAAUCCCGAGCACAAAGGGCUUCGUGUUUUAUAAUGCACAAAUUUACAUAGGGCGCAUUCUUAUCGAUUCUUUAUUACGAAUAUAUUAUAUACAGACGUGCGCAUGUAUACAUUUUUGAAGGUAUUAUACUAUAUAAUAAAAUUCAGAUAUUAUUUAGUAGUAGAAUGAUGGAACUGCUGUUAAUUAAUCAUAAUAAUUAUUGAGUCUACCUCUACGUCUACGUCGUUUACACGUAUUCAGAAAAUUUGUUGCCCUCGAGUUACAUGCACUUUACCAACUAUUGUUAAAAUUCUUCUUGCUUCCUCCAGGCUUUACACACUGUUAAAGCCUUUAUUUUUUCGAUUCUCUUAUUCGAAUUUUUUAUUGACGUCGGCUGCGUGUUUGUAACUUGUACGUUAAUGUAAUAUUUGACGAGCAGGGUCUGGUGUACAUAUAUACAUAUAUAUACCUUGUUAACUUUGCACCGUAGCGUUUCAUCAAUGGCAAUACAUGCGGAGGAUCGAUUUGAACAAUGUCGGGAUAGUUUGUAGCGUUUAAAUACGUGUUUUGUACAGAUUUUAAUUACUGUUUUCUUGUUGUCAAUGAAUACAAAUGAACGAGAACGAAAGUUUGCACGAAAA
Ceratina calcarata is the source of this 3522-nucleotide messenger RNA. RefSeq names its product popeye domain-containing protein 3. Gene Ontology annotation, molecular function: cAMP binding. The record is from RefSeq and is a predicted model, not a curated record. The coding region runs from base 158 to 1237 and encodes 359 amino acids. NCBI's taxonomy places the organism in Eukaryota, Metazoa, Arthropoda, Insecta, Hymenoptera, Apidae. Gene Ontology annotation, cellular component: sarcolemma. The transcript is spliced from 7 exons. Gene Ontology annotation, biological process: striated muscle cell differentiation; heart development; regulation of membrane potential.